GUGGUUCUCCUGGCUGGUCCGCCUGGUGUCGGCAAGACCACAUUAGCGCAUGUGGUUGCACGCCAUGCCGGCUACAGUAGCGUGGAAAUCAACGCCAGCGAUGACCGCUCACCGGCGGCCCUCAAGGAACGUGUCAUCAAUGCCACCCAGAUGCAAGAAGUCAUUGGACGAGAUCGUCGGCCCAACUGCCUUGUGCUUGAUGAGAUUGACGGCGCCUCCAAGGGUGCCAUCAAUGCCCUUAUCAAAAUUGUCCAGGCCACCGGUAGGCGCACAUGCUCUCAUCUGGGCUUGCUUCAUUCCGUGGCUUGGCCGUCCAGAUGCGGGGGCAAGCGCAAGGGCGCUCUGCCAGCUCUACGCCGACCAAUCAUUUGCAUUUGCAAUGACCUGCAGGCCCCGGCUUUGCGCCCGCUCCGGCAGAUUGCCCUGCAAAUCAACUUUGCUCCUAUCGAGAACAAUGCUCUCAUUGGCCGCCUGCUCACAAUAUGUGAGCGAAAGGGUGUUCGA
Molecule: messenger RNA, 504 nt
Organism: Monosiga brevicollis MX1
Lineage: Eukaryota; Choanoflagellata; Craspedida; Salpingoecidae
Exons: 3
Molecular function (GO): ATP hydrolysis activity; ATP binding
Source: RefSeq, a predicted model, not a curated record